AGAGAGAGAGAGAGAGAGAGAGAGAGAGAGACUCCUCACUCCGCGCUCCUUGCGCACACAAAUGGAGAGGGAACCAGCAGAAGACAACACUAACCGGCGGGUUUAGUCACAUUUCCAUGCACAGAAUAAUUUUUCGGGUUCUGGUCCCUCUUCCCACCCUGUGAAAAGCUACGAGGAAGGUCUAAUGCACCCUGGCUGCAUGUGUGUCUGUGGGCUUUAUCUCCCCACCGUCCAUUUUGGGUGCCUUGGCUGUGCAAUGUAAAGUCAAGAAAUGGCAGAGAGUGGAACAAAUGGGGAAAGAAGAAGCGAGGAUAAAGAAAGAGGAGGUGGCAGACCUCUCCAGGAGCCCCACAGCCCAGCUCUUGGCCUCUCCCCAGGCAGCGCCCCCACCCUUGGGAGCAAGAGGCAUCUGCCUCGAGGGAUUGUGAUCCAGCUGACUGGGACUGAGGGAGAAUGGGACAGUCUCGAUGACAGUGAGCUCAUCUUCUCCCUCGACCACGAUGACGACCACCCCUCUAUAUCUCUCUCCAAGGAGAGGCAGUUUUCUGUUGAGGAUGACAGAGGGUUGCAGUCCCAAGCGUUCCAUGUCCCUCUUUCUCCCUCGUCUCCUGGCUCUCUGGGCACUGCCACUGGCCCCAGCUUUCUCUCCCCAGGCCCUCCUUCACCCACCCACCGACCCUUUGCAAGCCUGGUCAAGUCUCUCUCCACAGAGCUGGAGCUCAAAGAAGGCUCCACCCUCAGACCUAAGCCCCUUCUCAGCCUCGUAAAGUCCAUCUCCACGGAGAUCUCCCGCUCAGAGCCCGAGGUGUCGCAGUCAAAAUCUGACUCCCGCCUCAACCUCCACCUAUGGAAACAGCUUACCCAAUCAAAAACCCGCAGCAAUGGGGACUCUCGCACUGCGCCCCCUUCUCCUAGCUCACUCUCCCCUAGUGGAGAGGGUCUGAAAGGGGGCUUCUUCAAAAUGGAGUUAGAGGACACCAGGAGGAAGCUCUCGGAGGCCGUGCACGAGCCUCUGAGCAGCAUGUUCAGUAAGAUCAUGAGAGAGGAGAGCGCAGGCAGCCCCAAACACCAGGGUAAGACCCAGGGGGCUCAUCAGGGUAGCUCCAGAGGUUUAGGGCGUGAAAGCAGCACGGACACGGUUCUUUCUGACUCUCCUGUGAGGAACACUAGAAAAACAGAUGCUGAUGUUUUGCCUGUGUUUGACUGGCCUUCUGCCAGACAUCCCGGGAGAAGUCACCGCAGCCACUGCCCUGUGCAUCAUAGCAGACAACAUCACAGGGAUGAGGAGCUGGAAAUAUAUACAGACGGCGACAUGAUGCAAGUUUUAGCCAUUGAGACUCAGGGGCCAGAGAGAAGAUCACCUGUUGGUCCUCAGGUCCUUGCAUCACCACUGGUUAGGACUUUUCCCUUUUCACAACCCCCUCCUCCUCUGCCACGCACAUGUUUAUUCUGUGUAGCAGUGCUGUCCUACGGCUAUUUCAUCCUACCUCUCAGUCCAUACUUCUCUGGCCUGGCUCUGGGAUUAGCACUCGGCUUCUUGCUAGGAUUGUUUCUGAUCAGGAUGGGUUCCAGGUCUCACUGCUCUGAUCCUCCAUACAGACCACCACAGACUCUGUUGGGUGAGGGGAUUCUGUCUGGUGGCACUCUCAGUAUUGAGCCCGACACCCUCAAGGGCUGGAUGAAUGAGAUACAUGAUUACGACCCAGAAACCUACCACCCAGCUCUGACUCACUCCGUGUUUGCCACUCUGGAGGGCUCCUGUCUCCGCCUGGAGUCCCCACGCACCAACAUUAGCCGCAGGGCAACGUACGAUGAGAGAGUCCAUGAGGCCACGUUUGUCAAGUCACGCUCCUUUCAGCUUGCAAAGAGCAAAGUAUUCCUGCUGCCAUCUGUGUUAGCUCGGAAGAGGAUGUGGAACCCAAAGUAUCCCAUCUGCAUCCAACUGGCAGGGGGAGCCAACUCCCAGGGGGAUGAGGGAGGAAGGUCGGAGGAUAGUCAGGGAGAGGAGCCAGAAGCUGAACCGGCAUGUCCACAACAAAGUUCCUCCAAACACGUCAAUGACCUUCCCACAACUCUGUACCUCUUCGGCCGCACAGGACGUGAGAAAGAGGAGUGGUUUCGUCACUUCCUGUUUGCAUCCAUGGAUACAGAGAGGGAAAAAGAGAGGGACAACCAGAAGCCUGGCAGAUGUGUGUCCAGAUCGGGUGACAAUGCACUGGCACAGAGCGUUAGCCCCUCCGGUAAUGUGCCAAGCAGCAGAGGCCCCAGCAGAGUGGGCAGCAGCGAAGAUGACGCCCCCUCCACACCUCCCCCCUGCAUGUCUGCAGCUCCCGUCAGUAAGACCUCCAGUAGCACCCGGGGCCUUUCCGUGUUAGACUACCCCCGCUACAUGGCUCAUCUCCUGGCCACAGAGGAGCUGACCCCCCUGUCCAGUCCUGGAGCCAGCAGCACAGAGACAAGCCCCACCGUCAAAGCAAGUUGUACCUGUGAUCAAGCGGAACACCCUGGGACAAGCCAGACCGCGUGGGCUAACGCUCUAAUUGGUCGAAUCUUCUGGGACUUCCUGCGAGAAAAGCACUGGGCAGACGUGGUCUCCCACAAGAUCCAGAAAAAGCUGAGCAAAAUCAGACUGCCUUACUUUAUGAAUGAGCUGACUCUGACUGAGUUGGAUAUGGGCUGCUCUAUGCCUCAAAUCAUCUCUACCUCCAGACCAGAGGUCAACCACAGAGGCCUGUGGGUGGAGCUGCAGCUGGUCUACACUGGUGCCCUACAGAUGACCCUGCAGACCAAGUUCAACCUGUCCAAGCUGGGUAAAGAGGGCGGUCAGGAUACAGACUGUACAACGGAAACUGGUAGCCCACGGCCCAUCUUCAGUGUGUUGGCGGACAGUGAUGAGGAGUCCUCCAGUGCUGGUUCAUCUGAUGAAGAAGAACUACUUCUGUCUGAGCCUCAGGGUCUAUUGGGGGAGAAGGGACCCACAUCAGCUACUGAUGGGACAGGGGGUGGGAAGACUGGGAGGAAGAUUUUGAGAUUUGUGGACAAAAUCGCUAAAUCCAAGUAUUUCCAGAAGGCGGCAGAGAACGAGUUCAUUAAGAAGAAGUUUGAGGAGAUGUCCAACACGCCCCUGCUGCUCACUGUGGAGGUUCAAGAGCUGUCGGGGACUCUGGUCGUCAACAUCCCGCCGCCCCCUACAGACAGGAUAUGGUACAGCUUCUGUGUGCCCCCCAAGUUGGAUCUGCAUGUCCGUCCCAAACUAGGGGAGAGGGAGGUGACUUUUUGUCAUGUGACCGAGUGGAUUGAAAAGAAACUGCAGGAUGAGUUCCAGAAAGUGUUUGUGCUGCCAAACAUGGAUGACAUCUACUUACCCCUGAUGCACUCUGCUGGGGUGGACAGCCCUCAAGCAUCGCAGCAUCUCUCCUCUCAGUCCCAACGGUCCCAAAGCUCCUCCACAGAGUCCAUAGAGCGGAUCCCACCCGAGAUCUCUGGGGCAGAGUCUGACUAGUGCCUCGCUGCUGAUGAUCGAAGCAGAGCCGACACGGCAAAAUGGAUUCAUUAUAUAUUCACAGUGAGAGAAAGGGGGGGAGAAUUAAAAUCACCAAGCAGAACAUACUACAGUUACUUUUUGCCUCUAUAGACUUGCAGACUUACUAACCCUUGUGCUUCUGUCUGAACCAGGAGUUUCUAAAGGUCUGAUGUUUAGCGCUGUAGGCGUGAUGGAGAGUUUGCGGAUUGUUUGUAUCUAAAAGAGCUUCAUGAUACGAUGAAGGGUGAGAUGUUACUGUACAAACAAGUGAUACCUUUUGCAAAUGUUUACAUGUGAAUGAUCCCUAUGAGAUUAUAUACAUAUAUCUCUUUAUUUGCUGCUUUGAUGUUUACAGCUCAAUGUCACUUUGGAUAUAAGUUGACUGACAUCAAAUAAAAGCUAGAAAAACACCUGACAGUUUGAUUCUCCGCCAAAUGACAGUCACACACAGAGUACAUGUGAAACUUUCACACAAAAAAAACACAUAACCUCGAGAUAUCUUACAUUUCCCUAUGAGCUCUUUUAUUAAAAACAAACAAACAAACAAAACCCAACAAAGAUUAAAUAUAUGUCAAUAUUUUCCUGCAUACUUGAAUUGGUUCAUGUGUAGCACUUUCAUGGACCUCCCUCACAAUUUCAAACAUAAUAUUACUGUGCAUUAAAGACUUAACUAAUACUUAACUUUCGUGCAGCUUAUUACUCUGUUAAUGAUGAAUUUACAUAUCCUAUACCAGUGGUUCACAGUCCUGUCAGAUGAACUCAAACACCGCCAAUCAUGUUUCAAAUGUGUUCAUUUAAAUUAAUUUUAAACUGGAUGCCAUUAACAUUACUAUUGACUAUAAAAUUGGAUAUUAUUAGAAUAUUUUUUUAUACAGUUCAACUGUCAGUGUUUUUCUUUAACUUUGCUUUUGUGUUACCUGUGGCACAAGCUGAGAUUUCAACCAUUUAUCCAUUUUUAGUUAACCUUUUCAAUUAUUUAUGUUGAAUGUAUCUGUUACUUUUAGCUAUUCCAACCAUUUAUUUAUUUUUAGACCAGUUUUUCCAAUCAUGUAUACAUUUUUAGCUUUUUUAAAAACCUUUUUUGACAACUUUGGAAGUAUUUGGACUUUAAAGCUCGCUUAAUAGCUACUUUUCACACACUCUUAAUUGUAACACCUGGCAUUCACGUGUUACAGCUGAUUCAGUGUGUGGAUAUAUAUUGUUUAAUAUAUUAUAUAUUGGUUUGAGUUACUUCAAAACCAUUUUAAUGCACCCCUUGGCGACAUCAGAUACACCACCAGGGGUACACAAACCCCUGGUUGGGAAACAUUAUCUACUGUCCUUGUCCUCAUACAAACAUACUGUUCACUGUUCUAUGUUUUUUUUUUCUCAUUUUCUAAUGGAUGUCAACUUCUGGACUGACACUAGGUAAUAUUUUUUCAAAUGGCAAAUCAACCUCAGUUGAAUCACAGACGGAGGGGGCGUAUAUUCCCCAGCUUUUACGGAAAAAAUACUCUCAUAGACAGGAAGUUAUUUUUCUGGUUCAUAUGGGAUAAGUAGAAGAAGAACGUGGUUCUGGAUCGCUUGACCUAAAUAAUGUGAAUAUCAUUUCCACUUGUUAUGAACUGAUGCAGUCUGGGUAGAGAUCAAAUGACUGUCAUCCAUCAUCUCACGGGCACAGCUUCAUUUAAUAGGAGAGAUACGGUGAAUUGGAAGUAGGGGAAAAUGUGCUUCUUUGUGCUCGGAAAAACUCUGUCAUGGUCUGAUGGUCAUUUAGCUCAGAUAUACAGAUAAACACAGAUCUCUGAAUUUAAAAUGUUGGGUUUAGAAAUUGGUACAUUCAAAACCUGAGAUACUUCUAAAAGAGAGUAUUUAAUAAGGUUUGGCUGGCCACGCUUAGUUUCAGCAUGGGAUAAAACAUAUAGGAGCAGAUUGAUGAAAAUGCAGCAAUAGAAAAUAAUGGUGACAUUGAUUGAAGUACAAACAAGUGAGUCAAUGACGCAGAAGUCAAGAUGGAAAGGAAAGAUUUAAAUGAACUGCUCAACAACACGACAACACAACAUGGUGGAGAAACAGCCUGUACAGAAUUCAAAACCAGAGAAAAAGACCUGAUGCAUAAAAUGAAAUCAGAGGGGGAAAAAGUGUGAUAAUGUGUGGGAGGGUGUGUCUGUGCGUGUGUGUUUGUGUGCAUGUGCAAAUAUCACUCGGUGGAAUACUGUUGAGUUAUUUGCAGUAUGGUUCAUUAGGCAGGCCCUCAGUAUUUGUUAUGAGCUAUUACGAGAUGCAAAUUCAUCGCUGCAGUGAAUGUAAUUACUCUACAGUGGAAAAAAUCUACAUCAAGAUAUCAUUUAUAGUACCUAUAUACAACUUAUGAACCAUAUUUACAUUUAUGUUAAGUUUCACAAGCCGCACCGUAACCAAAUUAUUAUUAAUUAUUAUAAGGGGCAGAUCUAGACGGCUGCCACCCCAGUUUAGUGUCAAAUGUUGUCAAAUGUAACACAUUCAUUUGGAUUAAUUAAAAAAAUUAUGUGUUAAAAAUUAAAAAUUAUUUAAAAAAUG
Molecule: messenger RNA, 6061 nt
Organism: Dicentrarchus labrax (European seabass)
Lineage: Eukaryota; Metazoa; Chordata; Actinopteri; Moronidae
Gene: tex2l
Product: testis expressed 2, like
Exons: 13
Coding region: 272-3502 (1076 amino acids)
Cellular component (GO): endoplasmic reticulum
Molecular function (GO): lipid binding
Source: RefSeq, a predicted model, not a curated record